AUGGACGGCGUGGUCAUCACCCUCGCCGCGCUGCUCGCUGGCACGGUGACCAACCCCUACGGGGACGGGUACUACCAGGGUGACUUGGGCAUGGAGGCCGUGACGGCGUGCACCAGCAUCUUCGGCAGCGGCGCUUACCCCGGCUACCCGGGGACGCUACUCAAGGAUCCUGCCACCGGCGCGAGCUACAACGCCGUCGGGCUGGGCUGGAGGAAGUACCUACUCCCGGCGCUGUGGGACCCGACGACGUCCAAGUGCAGGACGCUUGUGUAGGUGCUGUGAGCCCGUGACGACGCGCGUGAGACCAAGGAGGCAAAACGGAUGCUAUGUAGCACUCUAGAUGCAUGACAUCGCGAAGAAAAAUAAAUUACUCGUUUAU
Molecule: messenger RNA, 379 nt
Organism: Lolium perenne
Lineage: Eukaryota; Viridiplantae; Streptophyta; Magnoliopsida; Poales; Poaceae
Product: protein EXORDIUM-like 2
Source: RefSeq, a predicted model, not a curated record